UCAAGUCUUCCCCCUUUCUCUUCUCUCAGCUGCAACCCAAAAUUAAUAUACUUUCACAUCCCAUUUGCACAUCAACAGCCUCUCUCUCUCUCUCUCUCUCUCUCAUUAUCUUUUCCCCGCUCCGACCAUUAUUCACAAGAAACACGUUCAAAUCAUUCAUCUAUAUAUAUAUAUUUAUGAUCAAAUCCAGUCCGUAGCAGAGAAACUGCUGUUUUUCCGAUCGUACAACAAGACAUGUCGUGUUCUUCUUCGUCCGGAUCAGAGGAAGACGAUGAGGGAAUUGACUCUUAUAGGAAAGGUGGAUAUCACGCUGUUAGAAUCGGCGAUCCGUUCGCUGGUGGACGAUACAUCGCCCAGAGGAAGCUCGGCUGGGGCCAAUUCUCUACUGUAUGGCUCGCUUACGAUACUCGUACUUCUAGUUAUGUUGCUCUCAAGAUUCAAAAAAGUGCACAACAAUUUGCUCAAGCUGCGCUACAUGAAAUUGGAAUCCUGUCUGCCAUUUCUGAUGGUGACCCCCCCAAUUCCAAGUAUGUUGUGCGACUUAUCGAUCACUUUAAGCACGCAGGCCCUAAUGGACAGCAUUUAUGCAUGGUCCUCGAAUUUCUUGGUGACAGUUUACUCCGGCUGAUCAGGCAUAACCGAUAUAGAGGGCUUGAAAUGGAUAGUGUCCGUGAGAUCUGCAAAUGCAUACUGAUGGGUCUGGAUUACUUGCAUAGAGAAGUAGGUAUAAUCCAUACUGACUUAAAGCCUGAAAAUAUUCUUCUUUGUUCCACCAUAGAUCCUGCCAAGGAUCCGACCAGGUCUGGGCUCACCCCAAUCCUUGAAAGGGCAGAGGGGAGUCUAAAUGGUGGAGCUACAAUGAAUCUUAUUGAAAAGAAGUUGAAAAGGAGAGCAAAGAGGGCAGUUGCUAAGAUAUCUGAAAGAAGAGCUUCGAUGGGAGGAGUAGAACCUCCAAAGUGUGAGAGAAGUCUGGAAGGAAUUGAUAUGAGGUGCAAAGUUGUGGAUUUUGGAAAUGCAUGUUGGGCCGAUAAGCAGUUUGCGGAAGAAAUCCAGACAAGGCAGUAUAGAGCUCCUGAAGUCGUACUUCGAUCUGGAUAUUCUUAUUCUGUUGAUAUAUGGUCAUUUGCUUGUACAACUUUUGAGCUUGCUACUGGUGACAUGCUUUUUGCACCUAAGAGUGGACAAGGCUACAGUGAUGAUGAGGAUCACCUUGCUCUCAUGAUGGAACUCUUAGGAAAGAUGCCUAGAAAGAUUGCCAUUGGAGGAGCUCGAUCCAAGGAUUAUUUUGAUAGGCACGGGGAUUUAAAGAGGAUCCGGAGGCUGAAGUUUUGGCCACUUGACCGUCUGCUGGUUGAUAAAUACAGAUUUUCUGAGGCUGAUGCCCGAGAGUUUGCAGAGUUUUUGUGCCCGCUUCUCGAUUUUGCACCAGAGAAGCGGCCAACUGCACAGCAGUGCCUGCAACACCCAUGGCUUAAUCUCAGGACUCAAAAGGAGACGAAACAUGAAUCUAAUAUGGAAAGUUUGGGUGUUGGUGUGAGCAAUCUUCAGAUUAAAGGUGGGUGAGUGAAGAAGGGACCAGUGGUGUUGGCCACGUCCAUGCCAUUUUCUAGGCCCCUUUCCUCAACGGCACCACCGGUAUGAGUAUUGAUGUGAUGUAUUUUUUGGCUUGUUACAUCUUCAAUAAGAUUUUAUUUUUUAUUUAUUUUUAACUAUUGGUUAACUACAAUGUAAAAUAGUAAUGAUCAUCAUGCUGAAAUGAUAUGCGAGGGAGAAAUCUUAACUGGAAAUGACCAAGAACAACACUGAUGAAUUUGUUUCAAUUAUUUACUCAUGAAUCUGAUUUACUA
Carica papaya (papaya) is the source of this 1847-nucleotide messenger RNA. Its product is annotated as Protein kinase superfamily protein. Lineage: Eukaryota; Viridiplantae; Streptophyta; Magnoliopsida; Brassicales; Caricaceae. The record is from RefSeq and is a predicted model, not a curated record. Gene Ontology annotation, molecular function: ATP binding; protein serine/threonine kinase activity. Gene Ontology annotation, biological process: peptidyl-serine phosphorylation; regulation of mRNA processing; spliceosomal complex assembly.